Molecule: messenger RNA, 635 nt
Organism: Paraphaeosphaeria sporulosa
Lineage: Eukaryota; Fungi; Ascomycota; Dothideomycetes; Pleosporales; Didymosphaeriaceae
Exons: 2
Coding region: 1-615 (204 amino acids)
Source: RefSeq, a predicted model, not a curated record
AUGGCAGGCUCGAACUUCAACACCAUCUACAACGCCCCCGAGUUUACCCACGAACACCAGCGCGCGUACGAAAAGAUGUUCUACGGCAUGAACUCCGAGUUCGCAAACAUCCAAGACGGCUACCUGGACAAGGACUACGACCGCCCAGUCGUCUUCGGCAACGGCAACAAUGAACAGCUCGCCUUUGCGCCCCAGGGCAACUUUGAGGAGCGCGACCUCAACUACAAGGCCGUUGACGCCUACGCUCGCGCUACUAGGAAGUCGUGGGGUCGUCGAUUCACACAGCCGCUUCUUAGCUUUCCGUCUCGUGUUGCCUCUAUUGCCAUCCCUGCCGCAAGCUACCUAGGCUCCGUUGCGGGCAAGCCUACUCAGAUCAAGCCUGUUCUGGGCAAGCGUCGUCGUUGCGUUUGCGGUGAUUGCGACGAUUGCACCACAGGCAAAGAGCGCUGGGUGCCUCUCGGUCCCGUUGGCCAACCUGCUAACAACGUCACCAACCCCAACAUCCACGACUACGUGCGUCCCCCUCGCAAGUUGCGCUUCGGGGGCUGGUUCCAGGGAAAGGAGGACAACUCGUGGACCGUGGACCCGCGCACCGGCCAUCGCAUCCCAGCUUAGGUGCAGCCCCUACCACCAGA